This is a messenger RNA of Sphenostylis stenocarpa, 555 nucleotides long. The record is from the annotation of a GenBank genome assembly. NCBI's taxonomy places the organism in Eukaryota, Viridiplantae, Streptophyta, Magnoliopsida, Fabales, Fabaceae.
AUGACUAAGGGAACCUCGGAACCGGGGGGGAGUGGAGGCGGUGGCUUCCACGCGGUUCACGCGGAGCGUGACCUAGAAUCCAAUUGGGAAGUUGACCUCGCCAAGAAACUUGAGGAGUAUUUGCUGAAAAUUUGUUCAGGCGAGAUCACUGGGGAGGAAGAAGGACAUAUUCCUGUGAAUUUCGCCGAAGCUGCUCUGCUGCUUCAGGGUUCCAUACAGGUGUAUAGUCGAAAGGUGGAGUAUCUCUACACCUUGGUCUUGCGUGCUUUGGAGUUCCUUUCCCAGAAAAGUUACAGUUUUGUCGCGGUCCUUGAAAUAAUUGGAAAUUGCAAAAAUGUGGAUACAAUUGUGAUUUUGGACAUACCCAGAAGCGUUAAUAUUGUGGCCAAAAUCGCUGAUGCGCUUUAUAAUCUUGAACAUAGACAGCAGGAUCAUAUUGAUGGGGAAUCAGUCCAACCCGAAGAAAGUGGUCCCCGUGCUGUUUCUGAUGAGGAAAAUGAUCAAUUCUGGGGCUUAGAUGACAUCCAAGGUACCCUAUUUAAUGGAGAUGACUGA